CUAGCUAACUGUAACUGCUGGCGCAGCCGGUCCAGAAGUCCUGGCAGUAGCUGGGGAUACUCUUCUGAUCCCAGUGGCAGUGACCGUGUUGACGCGAUCGAUUUCCAGACAAAUGGUGACGUCAUUUUGUCAGGGUACCGUCUGUGGGGAGUCAAGAUCGGUUCAACUACUUUCCGGGUCACGAUUCGUUUGUGCCGUGGAAGCAACUUGAUCGCAGAAAAGACUGGGUCCUAUGCUACCAGUUCCAGUGUCAAGACAUUUGAGGUGCAUUUUUCCCAAGUGAUUUCGAUCGGCGCUGGUGUCACAUACACUGCAACAGCUAGAAUAGUUACAAGUAGAAACUCCUUUUAUCUCACGGAUGGGCUGGCAAGAACCUCGUGUUCUGGUGUCACAGUAAACUUCAAGUCCUCCCCAAAAGACUCAAACGGUUCUAGCCAGUCGUCAGGUCAAAUACCAGUUUUAAUUUUCCGUUCCUCUCAAUGCGAAAAAGCGGAAUAG
This is a messenger RNA of Porites evermanni, 498 nucleotides long. NCBI's taxonomy places the organism in Eukaryota, Metazoa, Cnidaria, Anthozoa, Scleractinia, Poritidae. The record is from the annotation of a GenBank genome assembly.